GGCAGCAGAACAGAAGUGCUACGUCCUGGCUGUCGAUCAUACGCGAUUUACAGGCAGUAAUGAAGUGACAGACAGACAAAAACUUAAUGUCAAACAAAUGGUGUCUAAAUAGAAUAUGGCGCCGUCGGGCUCGCGUAGUAUCAAACGGAGCUGUCAGACAGUUUUGUAUUGGAUUCCAGUUAUUUUUAUCACCCUCAUAGUGGCUUGGUCUUACUACGCGUAUGUUGUACAGCUCUGCAUAGAAUCGAUCGACAACAUUGGACAGAAGAUUGUUUAUCUGCUGGCCUAUCAUGUUGCCUUCAUCUUGUUUACCUGGGCCUACUGGCAGACCAUCUUCACCAAGCCCAUGAACCCCCUGAAAGAGUUCCACCUGUCCUACUCAGACAAGGAGCUGUUGGAGCGCGAGGACCGUGGAGAGUCUCAGCAGGAGAUUCUUAGAAGGAUAGCCAAGGAUUUACCCAUCUACACCCGCACCAUGUCUGGAGCUAUUCGUUUCUGUGAUCGCUGCCAGCUGGUCAAGCCUGAUCGAUGUCACCAUUGCUCAGUCUGUGAUAAAUGCAUCCUAAAGAUGGAUCACCAUUGCCCCUGGGUGAAUAACUGUGUGGGCUUCUCCAACUAUAAGUUUUUCAUGCUGUUCCUGGCAUACUCCUUAUUAUAUUGCAUUUUCAUCACUGCUACAGAUCUACAGUACUUCAUUAAAUUCUGGACCAAUGGUCUGCCUGACACCCAGGCUAAGUUCCACAUCAUGUUCCUGUUCUUCGCGGCUUCCAUGUUCUCUGUCAGUCUGGCCUCACUGUUCGUCUACCACUGCUGGCUGGUCUGCAAGAACAGAUCCACUCUGGAGGCGGUCCGCGCGCCAGCGUUCCGUCAUGGGGCAGAUAAGAAUGGCUUCAGUCUGGGCCUCAGUAAGAACUUCCGCCAGGUCUUCGGUGAUGAAAUGAGAUACUGGCCAUUUCCUGUGUACUCCAGUCUGGGUGAUGGGUGCUCCUUCCCAACCUGUCUGGUGAACCAGGAUCCUGAGCAGCCCACCUCUCCUGGACACAACCCCCCUCCCGACAAGACUGUUGUUGGAGAGAGCCACCAGUUCCCAGCCAAACCACUGAGGGAGUCCCAAAGUCGACUGCUGAACAGCGCUCCCUCCUGGACAGAGAAUGGGGGGGCAGAGGACAAAGAGAGACGGGGCACAAGUAACCCAGCAAUGGCCAUAGAGAAUGAAACAUAACCCCGGCGAGGAAUGACGACUUCUACGUGGAAUCAUAGGUCUAUGGUGAUCCCAGUGUUCAGCGUGCCUAUGAGAAUGUGCAGUUGUGAUAUCACCAUAACCAGUCAUCUUUCUUACCAUAACACACUGCUGUAGUUAAUUGCUGCUUAGAAGGGCUUAGUUUACUGUUGUUUUUGCUCUCACCAGUAUCAUUGGAAACAGACGUAACAUUUGAAUCCAACGAAGCAUUGUUAUUGUUGUUUCUAAAGACAUCAUUUAACAUGGUGAAAACUGGUUUCCUGAAGGCUGAAUAUUGAGUAUGAGAUCAAGUUGUGGCCUCGGAAGAUUGAAGUUGCAUUCCAAUUACUUGCCGUGUUUUUUCAAGUUUGGAUCUGAAAAGCAUAAGAAUAGAAUGAGAAGUGUUUUAUUUUCACUUUGUAUAACAGGUGGUUGGUCUAAGACGCUACAUUUGUAUGUGUUCAGUACAUCUAUAUUAUUUUAGUAAAGGACCCUUGAAGUAUUGUUGUAUGAUUUGAUUAUCUUGGACUUCGUCUUCAAAUUAGUCUAUUUUUACUUGUGUAAUGUCUAAACUAGAAUGACUAACUUGUAUUUGUGAUUGACAGAAACAGUAUAAAUAUUCCAUUUGAAUGUAAUUUUAGAAUUUGCCAAUACUUAAUCCUAACCCAACAUGCAAAGAUGUAUGAUAGUGAAUGUUGAUUCUAUGAUUGUAUAGACAUAUUUUAAGAGUAAAAGCUGCUUUGUGUGCGUGAUUAUUGGAUGAGAUAUGCAGUGUUAGGCUUUUUAUGGCACUGAACAUGAAAGAAGUAUUGAAAAGAUUAACAACCUGUUGUGAUUUAAAAAAAAAAAAUCCUUCAAUUAACUGAUGCAUGCUUCAUACUCAGGAUGCUAACAAAACAUAAGAAAGUAAAUAGUUUCAUGUAUUAUAUCAGUUUCUCUCUCUUGGAAACGUGGUAAAAUCACUGUUGCAUAAUAAUCAUUUGAAUAAGGGCUAUAUUGAUAUUCUUUGAUUUGAAAGGAUUCCUGUGUUCCUCUGGCAUUGGUGAGAAUACCAUUGGCUCUUAGACAUCACCAAUCAGUCUUAUUUUUUGAUAUGUCAGUGUGCUUGCCAUGUCAAGUGUUCCUGUAGUGCUAUUUAUUGUCAAACUGCCAGCCAAAGAUCCUGUUUUUCUCCAGAGGCCUGACACACUGGCCUAUGAUCUUCAAAUCCAAGCCUCGGUUUCAGAAUGUUUGCUGCAUUCUCAAUUCAACUCCAUUCAAAUAUGGAAGUGCUGCAGAAAUAAUACAGCGAUUGCUCCAGCUGUUCCAUUCCUUGUGAGGGUUCUGUUCUGAUUGUACUCCUUUGGUCCUUUUAAAUUACAUUUUCUGUUUGGAAAUGAGUCAUCAGUUAGCAUCGGUUUUCAUUUUGGUAAAUGGCUCAAAUGUAUGCAAAACCUUGUCAAUCUAUAUUUUUUUAAUACUCUGUGCAUGAAUGGAGAAAAAUACAUUUAUGAACAUGUGAGGCUAUGUACUGUAUUGUGAUGCCUUAUCAGAUAAAUACAAUGAUGCCAUG
This is a messenger RNA of Salvelinus namaycush (lake trout), 2771 nucleotides long. RefSeq names its product zinc finger DHHC-type palmitoyltransferase 2 (gene zdhhc2). The record is from RefSeq and is a predicted model, not a curated record. Lineage: Eukaryota; Metazoa; Chordata; Actinopteri; Salmoniformes; Salmonidae. The transcript has 13 exons. Gene Ontology annotation, molecular function: protein-cysteine S-palmitoyltransferase activity. Bases 116 to 1222 code for a protein of 368 amino acids. Gene Ontology annotation, cellular component: endoplasmic reticulum; Golgi apparatus. Gene Ontology annotation, biological process: protein targeting to membrane; peptidyl-L-cysteine S-palmitoylation.